Glarea lozoyensis ATCC 20868 is the source of this 1473-nucleotide messenger RNA. RefSeq lists its product as uncharacterized. NCBI's taxonomy places the organism in Eukaryota, Fungi, Ascomycota, Leotiomycetes, Helotiales, Helotiaceae. The transcript has 3 exons. The record is from RefSeq and is a predicted model, not a curated record. Bases 1 to 1473 code for a protein of 490 amino acids.
AUGUCUACGCAUUCAUACCAACCACUUACUCCGCGUCAAUUCCGCGUCCUUAGACUCCUCCCAGGCGCCUAUUCCGCACCCAUAGAAACAACGCUACGACACGUCAACUUGGAAGAUAAACCAAAAUUUGACGCUCUCUCCUAUCAAUGGGGCCCAGAAUCCUCCAACAAUUCUCAGAUCCUCGUCGACAAGACCCCUUUCACCAUCCGUGACAACCUUUUCCUGUUCCUGAAACGCUUCCGGGCAUCCAGCCAAAACGCCCAAGAACUCUACAUAGAUGCUCUUUGUAUCAAUCAGCAAGACGUGGGCGAAAAGGGUCAUCAGGUCGCGAUGAUGAGUGAGAUCUACCCGCGCGCGAAGAAAGUGCUUGUCUGGCUCGGCGAGCACGACGAGCAUAGCCAGAAGAUCUUUGCUGGAGCCGGUUUUCAGGACUGGGUAUCGGCUGCCGUCCGAGUUUUUAAAGAUGAUAAUGAGAGACUUGAUGCCUGGACGAGUCUGCUCUCACGAGAUUACUGGAACCGCACCUGGAUCGUCCAGGAAUUCCUACUCGCGCGCUCCAUCGUUGUUUAUUGUGGCCCGGAUCAUAUGAGCGGCGACUCAUUCUUUUCGACGCCACUGAACUAUUACUUCAUGAGCAUAAUGCAGAAGAACAAAAGAAAGAAAUUAGGACAGCUAGACGGCAUCCCCCGGUCUUUCCUACUAUAUUUCUGGAAGCAGAAUCAAAAACCUCAGGGUCUUUUCAGCAGGAGCAAGACGUAUUUUCCUGGGACCGAUAUCUUUCAGCUAGCCUUCAAUUUUCAGUAUACCGAAUGUCAAAAUGCAUUGGACCAUGUAUUCGGGCUGAUGGCCCUCGAGGAUCCAAAGAUGGGUCCACGGAUCAUAUCGCACUACGAUGUCUCUGCCCAGAAGCUGUUCAUUGAGAUAUGCGUGUCGAAACUCGCAAAAGCUUCACGCAACGCUAAUAAGGUUACUGAUGAAGGCGUGUGUCUUGUAGUGAUGCUCUUCCGGGGCCUCAAUUUGACGUGUGAUAACGCUGAAGAGGUCGUCGACAUCUUACUCGACAACAAGCUCGUCAACAAUAACACUUUCGUGAUUGCUACUAUCGCCACAGCAUUUGACCAAUUCGGUUUCUUGAAACCAGAACGCAAGUCGUGGAUAUUACCACAGACUAAAACCCGUCAGCCAGCCGAGCAGCUCGUUGCCGAUAUACGCAGCUGGCGAACAUCCCAGAAGGAUAGCGGGAACUGGUACACUCUCCAUUCCAUUCCAGAAUCCCACCAGCCGCCUGGAAUGCAGUUCCAGCAGCUCGACGAACCACUUUGGAGUCAGUACAGCACUCUCCGGAAUACCAUGGCCCGGAAAGCUGCCGCUGUGAAUGCGCUGGGAGUAAACAAUAUGAACAACAUGAACAACAUGAACAGUGCUGAGAAUAUAGACUACCGCAUCGGUAAAUCUUAUGACGAUCGAGGUUAG